GCACGAUGAACGAGGGGCGUUUCAUAGCCGUUUAAAAAAUUCUUUAUUUCUGCGCUUAUUUUUCCACAACAGAAGCUUUUUGCUGGACUUUGCACGUCUGUUUUUAAUAUGGCUCACAUGUUUGAGGAUUAAUUCAUGGUAUCCUCACACACUCCAAUGAAGAGAAGACCAAGCAAUUCUUUGCCUGCCAAAUACAGCAGGCAAAGCAGAGCCAUGAAAAAAUACACAAUAGCACCGGACACCUCAACCAGCUCUGCAACCGGCCGCCAAGCAGCCCCACAAAUCCGGCACUUGACCAUGGCACAGCACAGUCGUAACCUACUGAACUUCUUAAACGAGGAUCGGACGCGGCAGAGGUUCUGCGACGUGUCUGUGUCGGUAGGUGGGAAGCUGUAUGGUGCCCAUAAAGUGAUAUUGGCUCACGGGAGCAGUUACUUCCACGCUGAGCUGUCCAAGAACCCCGCCAUGACCCACGUUACUCUCGAUCAUGUAGAGGAAUCGGUUUUUCAGCACCUGCUCGCUUUGCUGUACACAUCAGAGUGCGUUAUUGCAGAGACAGAGCUGCAGGCUGUGACUGAAGCGGCCCGCUUCCUGGACAUGAUGGAUGUGUUAAAGCUGCUGUGUGAGGAAGGGUCAAACAACAACCCUGUAAGUGGGGAUGAGACUGAAUUACUCAUAAUAGCCACUCAAGGCUCAUAUAAUCAGCAGUUUUGCACAGAAAACACACAACAGGACCAAAGUCUGAAUGAUAUUCAGGCGAAAACUCCUGGCGAGAAGGCGGCUACCAUGCGGAGAUCAGCCCGAAGGAGGAAACCUCCGACCAAGUAUAAGAAAGAUGAUUUGGAGUGCGUGCACAACACGGACGAAACACCAAUAACUCAAUCAAGGGAGGAGUUUGAGGAAAGACCGGAUGAAGUUGAAGUCUCUGGAAACAAACUGGUAAUGGAUGAAACAAGAUCAUCACAGGUGGAAGAUUUUCUGGGUGAGGAGGAUGAAGGUGGCCUGAUUGAGGAUGGUGGCAAAGCACCAGCCACAGGUCCUGUGUACCCCGAAGGUCUGGCUCCUGUCAUCAUCCACAUUUCCAGAAAGAAGAUUCUCAAGUGCCCCAAAUGUGACAAGACCUUCGAUCGAGCAGGGAAGUACGAGAGUCACACCAGAGUGCACACAAAAGAGAAACCCUUCCAGUGUGAAGUCUGUCUGCAGCGCUACUCCACCAAGUCCAACUUGACGGUUCACAAGAAGAAGCACACUGGCAACACUCCCUUCCAGAUGAAAGAGCACAAGUGUCCCUUUUGUAAUAAACUUCACGCUAGCACGAAAACCCUGGCAAAGCAUGUCAGGAGGUUCCACCCAGAACACCUUCAAGACUUUCUCAGUAAGAGGAAGAAGAAGAAGAGUGAAGGCUGGAACUGUCCUAUUUGUCCGAAGUCUUUCACACGCAGGCCUCACUUGCAGGAGCAUAUGAUCCUACACACCCAAGACCGGCCAUUCAAAUGUGCUUUUUGCGAUGAAUACUUCAGGUCCAGGUUUGCUAGGCUCAAGCACCAAGAAAAGUACCACCUUGGACCUUUUCCUUGUGAGAUCUGCGGCCGAAAUUUUAACGACAGUGGCAACAGGAGGAAGCACAUCGAAUGCACACACGGAGGGAAAAGAAAGUGGACAUGCUUUGUCUGUGGCAAAUCAGUGAGGGAAAGAACAACGUUGCGGGAGCACAUGCGGAUCCACAGUGGCGAGAAGCCUCACCUCUGUGGUCUCUGUGGGCAAAGUUUCCGCCAUAAGAGCUCAUACAGGCUCCACAUGAGAAUGCACCGUAAUGACAGGCGCUACGAGUGCAACGAAUGUGGGAAGACCUUCUUACGCCACGAUCACCUGGCCAAACAUCAGCAAACCCACUCUGGUGAAAAAGCACAUCAGUGUGAAGAAUGCGGGAAGUGUUUCCGACGCCAGGAUCACUUAGCUGUCCACUACAGAACUGUUCAUUUGGGAGAAAAAGUCUGGCAGAAGUAUAAAACAGCCACGCAUCAAUGUGAGGUUUGCAAGAAAGAAUUUAAGGGAAAGUCCAGUCUGGAAAUGCACUUCAGGACCCACUCAGGUGAGAAACCCUUCAGUUGUCCGGAGUGCCACCAGACGUUUCGCAUCAAGAAGACCUUGACUAAGCACAUGGUGAUCCACUCGGACGUCCGUCCUUUCAACUGUCAACAGUGCAACGCUACCUUCAAGAGAAAAGACAAGCUCAAGUAUCACGUGGACCACGUGCACAGCACCCGCUUUCUUGACCAAACCUUCGGAAACCUGGGCCAGGACAAGAUGGGCUCGGAUGCUUUUAGUCCAGAACCAAAGUCAACGCCUACAAACGUCUGUGUGCCUGACGCUUUAGACCCUGUCCAGAUGGCUGGUGGACCUGUGAAAAGCCAACUGGACGCUCAUGUGAGCAUGCGAACUGAAGAACAGCAGCCCAGUUCUGGUUACCAGAGCUCAGAGCUGGCCUUUUUAGAGAAGUACACACUCGCGCCCCAGUCGGCCGACAUUAUUCCCCCUGUGAGGCCUGAUCAGAUGUUAGACACCCGAGAGCAGGCCUACCUGGGAACGCUACUCAGUUUGGAUUCUACUUCCUCCGUGGAGAACAUCUCAAACUCAGACCAAAGUCACCGGUAAAACAUUAGGGACAGUUUUGCAAAACUAAAAAGAAACAGAAGUAUCUUUACGUAUGAUCACUCAUAAUUUCAGUAGUGAAAAAGAAAAAUGGAAAAGAAAUCAAUUUUUUUCUACAGUUUUAUGCAUAACAUAGAUCAACGUUUGACGCGACGUGAGUGGGGCGAGCACACAAAUAUUCCGCUCCUUCGUCCAGUCGCUUGCCAUUGGAAGAUUUGACUUUAUUUACUAAUGCCCCAAUCUACAGGUUGUUUGAGUUACGAGCUCUCGCUUGUUUUUUUUGUUUUGUUUUUUUGUACAGUUCGUGGCAAAAGUCUUGUCGCUUAUCCAAGUUGUCGAAACAACAAAUUAAAGUGGCACUUGUAGUUGAUCAAUUGGAAGCAGAAAUGGCUUUGUAUACUUUUGUUUUCAAUUCAGAAUCAGAAUCAUCUUUAUUUGCCAAGUAUGUCCAAAACACACAAGGAAUUUGUCUCCGGUAGUUGGAGCCGCUCUAGUACGACAACAGACAGUCAAUUGACAGAGAACACUUUGGAGACAGAAAGACAUUGACAAAAAAACAGUCACUGAGCAGUGUAAAGGCUUGCUAGUUAUCUGGUAAUGCCAGUACUUUUUUUUUUUUUUUCGACAAUUGUGCAAAAAGAUGCAGAGUCCUCUAGCACUUAGAGCAGUUCGAAUGACUAAUAUUGCAAUAGUCUGGUGCAAUGAACAUUGUGCAAAGGGCGCCGAGACUUCAAGGAGUGUAUGCGGUUUAAAGUGACGAGUAGUGCGAUCAUCUGGGACAAUGUUGGUUGUGCAAAUGUUGCAGAUACUCCUCAAUCAGUGUGCAAAUGGAGCAGAUGCUACUCUGGCAUGAGUGGCCAGUAUAUGCAAAUAGUGCAGCAUGGCGAGAUAACUACAGUGAGUGCACGAGUAAUGUAUAAUUGGCCCCACAGAAAUGUGACAACGAACUCGAUUCAAAAAAUUGAGGUGAGACGCUGAGCUGGAGAAGCUUGGAUGAAAGGAGUUCAGGGAUGAUGGUGUUGAACGCUGAGCUGAAGUCCACGAACAGGAUCCUCGCGUAGGUCCAUGUACUGUCGAGGUGUUCUAGGAUGACUGCAUGGUGGUCGCCAGCCAAUCGCAGGGCACAUAGAAACAAACAACCAUACGCACUCACAUUCACAACUACGGGCAAUUUAGAGUCUUCAAUCAACCUAUCACGCAUCUUUUUGGGAUGUGGGAGGAAACCGGAGUGCCCGGAGAAAACCCACCCAGGCAUGAGGAGAACAUGCACAUAGGCAGGGCCAGGAUUUGAACCCCGUUCCCCAGAACUGUGAGGCAGAUGUGCUAACCAGUCAUCCACCAUGCCGGCCCAAUUUAUUUCAAUCGGUAAAAUUGAUGUAGUAUAAGAUUAACUUACGAACUUGGUCACAGAAAUAAUUAAACUUGUAAGUUAAUGUGCCACGGUAUUUGCAGAUAAAUUAUUAUGAAUAACAUGUUUAUAAUUCUUACUCUUAUUCGAAUUUAGCCCAUACUUAGCAAAAUUCAUGCACUUUUCGUCUCACUUGUUUAGAACAGUGAACGAGUUCAUCUUCAAAAUCUGAAACAAUGGUGACGCUCUCUAAUACUUAGUGUUGAAUGAACAAACAAGUGGUAAUAUCUGGGAUUGAUGUAUUCACUGCACUCCAAAAAUAUAUUUUCUUAUUAUGAUUCUUCCCACUUUUUUCAUUCUACUCCUUCCACAUUUCUGAACCCAAGAAAAAAAACAUUUGUAAUAAUAAUAAUAUGUUGGACUUAUGUAACGGUUUACGAGGCACUCAAAGACACAUUUCACACAUUAUUCAUUCACAAGUCAGUCACACCCCCUGGUGGCGGUAAGCUAAAGAUGCCCUGGGGCAAUCGGACAGAAGCGUGGCUACCAUUCUGCGCCUACGGCCCCUCCGACCACAUUCAUUCAUGGGCAAUGUGGAUUAAGUGUCUUGCCCAGGGACACAACAACAGCAUGCUCUCGGGCGGGGAUUCGAACCAGCGAACCUUCCGGUUGCGUACUCUGACCCUCUGUAUCAUGUCGCCCAACUUCAAAGUGUUCAACUCAUUUAGGACAUAAACGAAGCAAUUGUAAAUCUCCCACAUUUAGCAAUAAACUUACCAAGUUAAGAAGUAUUUUACAUAUUUGGCUCCUCCCACAUUUCUCGACCGAUUCAAGUCUCACAUUUAACAGUUCAACAAUUCAGUUAAUUCCAGAACAUUUCAGUUCAGUCUCUGCUCUUCAGCAUUCACACGCAGUUUUUAGAAAAAUUGUAUAAUUGUCUAAUAUGUGCUUCAGAUUGGAGCCUACGGCAUUAUAGACAUUGGAUGAUUGCUCAAAUCACAAAAGCGCCACAAAACGAUCACUGCUUUAUGUACCACGUUUUUAUUCACUGCAGUCCAUCAAACAUUACACCAUGUUUUUCAGAAAGCUCUCAAUAAAACAGACUGUCUGAAACGCUUAACGUAAGUGUAAACAUACUUAACGUUGCUUCAUGUCAGAAAAUAAUCGUCACCAAAAUUUAUGCAGACAUCUCUACUUAUGCCAACUUUGAAAAUAUUAGAAUAAUCACCCCAAUAUGACAGAUUUUAUAUGGCUAUUAAGCGUUAUCCUCUUUAAAGAACGUUAAGCUUUUUUUAUGGAGAGGAAAAUGGUUAAUGUCCAUAAAAUCCAAAAUAUUGGAGCAAUCAUUCUAAUAUUUGCAGCGGUGGAAGUGGGCCUCAGUAGAGAUAUCCACAUACAUUUUAAUGACGAUUAUAGUGGUUUUCUAAUAUAAAGCGAUGUUAAGCGUUUUAGACUGUCCCCGUGUUAGACUGGCUUGUAAGAUGCACCUUCAAUCCUGACGUUUCAGCACAAAUUCUGACGAUAAAGGCAGAGGGUUGAAUCAGUAGAAUAUACAAGAGCAAAACUUAACAGCAAAAUGCAAAAAAAAAAAAGCUUCACUUACAAACUUCAUUUCCCA
Phycodurus eques (leafy seadragon) is the source of this 5618-nucleotide messenger RNA. RefSeq names its product zinc finger and BTB domain containing 41 (gene zbtb41). Gene Ontology annotation, molecular function: protein binding. The record is from RefSeq and is a predicted model, not a curated record. The transcript has 11 exons. Lineage: Eukaryota; Metazoa; Chordata; Actinopteri; Syngnathiformes; Syngnathidae. Bases 136 to 2655 code for a protein of 839 amino acids.